AAUAACAACCUCACCUAUCCCCAUCUCAUCUCCUUCUUCAUCAUAUUCAAUCAAAACCCAAAAAAACAUCAAAAAUGGACAGACUAGUAACAGCAGAUGUUAAAGAACUGAAUCUAGUAUUCACCAGCAACAAAAAAUGCUCAACAAGUUUCCGGUUAACAAACCUCAUGCACACCAUGUCUGUUGCUGUUUCUCUAACCACAUCAAACCCUUCAACCUUGUUGUUCACUCAAUCUUUAGCCAUAAUCCCUCCGCUUGCAACCGGAUGUUUCACGAUGAAUCUGUCGAAACCGAUGGAUGAUCCACCGCUUUCGACCUCACCCGACAACGUACUAGUGAGGUCAACUAUGUUGCCUACUGGAAAAGCCAGCCAGGAAGAACUCCGGCGGCUGUUUUCCAAACCGGGCCCACAUAUUUUCAAGGAUGUGACCAUCCCGAUCUCGUUUGUGGGCCCGGACGUGAUCAAGUUUCUGAUCACGUCCACAGUUUCCAAAACUUUGGAAACUGCAUUUUCGUUGUCAAAGGCUAUCUCGUGGUGUGAUGAGUCGCAACUUAGUUUGUUGUUGCGACUGGCUGCUAGGAGCGGAAACAGCUAUGUUGUUUCCGCUCUGUUGGAUGCCGGGGCCCACGUUAACGAACGUGGGCUAGAUGAGGAUUCGGUGAUUUCCCUGGCGAUUAGAUCGGGAAGCAUUGAUACGGUUCGGAUAUUGGUUGAAUCUAAUUGUGUUGUGGUUAGUGAUGGUGAUAGAUUGUUGCAUGAUGCUGCAAAUAGGGUGGAUAUGAUGGAGGUUUUGUGUAUGGGGUAUUUAGAUCUGGAUGUGAAUUUGGUCAACGGUGAUGGUCAAACACCUCUUCAUGUUGGUGCAAGUUAUGGUAAUGUUGAAGUUCUUGAGUUUUUGGUAACCUUAGGAUGUGAUCCAGAUGUAUGUGAUUACAACGGGUGGACCGCGCUUCAUUGUGCCGCGGUUAAUGGGCAUGCGAAAGCGGUUGAUUUCUUGUUAAAUUCAUGUAAUUAUGUGAAAUACGCGGUGAAUAAGGAAGGGAAGACGGCUUUUGAUCUCGCGGUUGAAAAUGGGCACACAAAUCUAUACGAUAUGUUGCAUUUGGGGGAUGUUUUGCAUCGUGCUGCGAGGAAAGGGGAUGUUGGUGAGAUGAAAAGGUGUUUAGGGGAAGGCGCGAUGGUGAACGGGAAGGAUCAAAAUGGGUGGACCCCGUUGCAUAAAUGCGCGUUCAAAGGUCAUAUUGAAGGUGUGAAGCUUUUACUAAACCAUGGUGGUUUGGUUGAUAUAGUGGAUGGUAGUGGCUACACGGCUCUUCAUCGAGCGGUAGAUGGUGGGCAUGCUCAGGUUGCGAUGAUGUUAAUCGCUCAUGGCGCGAAGGCUAGCAUGAAAUCUUUUUCGGGGCGUUUUGAUUUUGACUCUUUUAGGAAGUGUAGCCCUCUUCGCGGUAAGAUAGAACCUUACGCGAUUCGAGCGUUGGAACGAGAAUUCGAUGAUCUGAAACAAGAUGGGGGAGAACACCGUGCGUAUACGGAUCGCUAUGAAGAGUUGAGUUUGUUAUGUCCCACUAUGGUUACCCCGUUGGAGAAGGCGAUAGAGAGGUAUACCGAUGGUUUGCCCGAUUCUGUGCAAGACAUUGUGACUGGCAGUAAUCCUACUACUGUUCGUCAAGCAAUCGAGUUGUCUGCUACACUGACCGAGUCUCAGGUCAGGAAGGGUAAACUUACCCGCAAGGGUGACAAGAAGUCGGCCGAUUCUGUUAAAGACAAGGAAAAUGGUAACGGUAAGAAGAAGGGAGAGUCUUCCAAAAAGUCGAGGAAGCGCAAGGCUUCCCAAAACUUUGCAGUUACUGCUCAGAACCCACCGACUCAACCUCCUGCAAAGAAACAGUAUGCUGGUACCGCACCUCACUGCACUCGGUGCAAUGGUCAUCAUGUUGCCCAACAGGCGUGUAAGCAGUGUACUACGUGUGGUAAACUUGGGCAUCUGGCCAACAUAUGUCGUCUGGGUCAGAAUCAAGCUGUUUAGGUUCAAGCUCCAGUCCAGGGGAAUGCUGCUAGAUUCCCACCGGGUUCAUGUUUCAAUUGUGUAGAGUUUGGUCAUUUCCGCAACAACUGCCCGAGGUUGGUAAAUGCGAAUGCGAAUGUGAAUCUCGCUCGUGGACGAGCGUACAAUCUGAAUGCUAACGAGGCUCGAGCUGACAACGAGGUUGUCAAUGGUACGUUCCUUGUUAACAACCGACCUGCAUCUGU
Messenger RNA from Helianthus annuus (common sunflower), 2251 nucleotides. RefSeq names its product protein VAPYRIN-LIKE. The transcript is spliced from 2 exons. Gene Ontology annotation, molecular function: nucleic acid binding; protein binding; zinc ion binding. Lineage: Eukaryota; Viridiplantae; Streptophyta; Magnoliopsida; Asterales; Asteraceae. The coding region runs from base 75 to 2027 and encodes 650 amino acids. The record is from RefSeq and is a predicted model, not a curated record.